CGCACGCUCUGUUCCGUCCAUAGCUCAGUCAGGCUCAAGCCGUGCGUGUGGCUUGCAGGAGCUCACUGUGGCUGAGAACUUCGUGCGUGCAGAGAGGGACCGAGGAGUGAGGAGGGAGGGAGGGUCGACGAUGGCGAGCAGUAUGCAGAGAGCGUCGUUCCUGCUCCAGGUCGUCCGGAGCUCGUCCCGCUCCCGCAAGAGGGACGGCGUCUUCUCCGAGGCCGCGCCCUGGCAGCACCCUAUCUCCGGCUCCGGCAGGGCGCCCCCGCCGCGGCCGCCAGCGAGGCUGGACACCAUCGUCGAGGAAGAGUACAACGCCUCCAUGAUGACGCACGACCCCGGCUUCCAGGGCGGCGUCUCUUGUUAUUCAUCGUCGUCAACGUCGGCUUCAGCGCCGUCGUCCUCGUCCAUGGCCGCGGCCGGGGUCCACAGAACCAACCGUGUCUCCGCUCCGGCCACCGGCGCGCAGCAGACCCGUUGUUAAUCGAUCGACGUCGUCGGUUUUUAAGGCGAGCGUGGACGGUAAAUUUUUUGCGAAAUUAACCUCGUGUAUAAGUUGCGAGGGCCAUAAUAAUCAACCCGAGAUUAGCUACGUACGUGAUGCUUUAUGUAUCAUGUAUACUUGACGAAUUAAGCAUUCUAUAUGCAUGUUUCCCGCGUUUAGACGCGUGGAUGUAAAACGUAUUUAUGUUGAGGAGGACAACGACGAUCUAUAUGUGAUGCUUUAUAUGUAUCAUGCAUGUAUAAUGAACAAAGAGGGAUGAGGUCCAUUUUCCCUUCUA
Messenger RNA from Hordeum vulgare subsp. vulgare (domesticated barley), 782 nucleotides. RefSeq lists its product as uncharacterized. The coding region runs from base 131 to 484 and encodes 117 amino acids. The record is from RefSeq and is a predicted model, not a curated record. NCBI's taxonomy places the organism in Eukaryota, Viridiplantae, Streptophyta, Magnoliopsida, Poales, Poaceae. The transcript has a single exon.